GAUAAUUACUAAUUACGUUGUUCCUAACUUCAUGCCUUGCAAAAGGUCGUCUUAAGGUUAUACCCAUUUUAUUCAUUUUCAAUUGAAAAAAACCAUAAAAAUGUUCUCCAGAAUGCUCAGGAACUCUUUAGCUGUAAGCCGCAACUUCAGCACAUCCAGUCAGAACAAUGUAAAGGUAGCCGUGGCUGGUGCUUCUGGGGGAAUUGGGCAACCUUUGUCCCUACUCCUCAAACAAUGUCCCAUGAUCUCAGAACUAUCGCUUUAUGAUAUAGUUCACACCCCUGGAGUAGCAGCUGAUUUAUCCCACAUUGAAACUCCGGCCAAGGUUAAGGGAUUCAUGGGUCCUGACCAACUGAAAGAAAGUUUCAAAGGUGCCGACAUCAUCGUAAUCCCAGCAGGUGUCCCAAGAAAACCAGGUAUGACAAGAGAUGACCUCUUCAACACAAAUGCAAGUAUUGUCAGGGAUCUUGCAAAGGCAGCUGCAGAAGUUGCUCCCAAAGCUCUUAUUGCCAUAAUUUCCAACCCGGUUAACAGCACAGUACCAAUUGCCGCUGAAGUAUUCAAAAAAGCAGGAGUGCAUGAUCCAAAGAGAAUUUUUGGAGUUACAACUUUGGAUAUUGUUAGGGCCAACACUUUUGUAGCAGAAGCUAAAGGCCUCAAUCCUCUGGAUGUUAAAGUACCAGUCAUCGGUGGCCAUUCUGGUGUUACUAUCAUACCCGUUAUCUCUCAAGCAACACCAUCCGUCAGUUUCACCACUGAACAAUUGAAGCCUUUGACUGUCAGGAUACAAGAGGCUGGUACAGAAGUUGUGAAAGCUAAGGCCGGUGCAGGAUCUGCUACUCUCUCGAUGGCAUAUGCCGGAGCAAGAUUCACAAUCUCCCUCAUCAGGGGAUUGAAAGGGGAGAGCAAUGUGAUAGAAUGUGGAUUUGUAGAAUCCAAUGUGACGGAAGCAUCCUAUUUCUCAACACCCCUUCUAUUGGGCAAAAACGGCUUGGAAAAGAAUUUGGGUAUGGGUAAAUUGUCGCCAUUCGAAGAAGGUUUAUUGAAAGAAGCCAUCCCAGAAUUGAAGAAAAAUAUUCAGAAAGGUAUCGAUUUUGUAAAUAAGAACUAAGGACAAUGUUGAAAGUUUCAAUUGGAGAACUGACGUUAAGAUCCAUCAAAUUUUUUAUCUAGAUUGCUGCAGGCAUUUGUAUAUUAUUUAUACGUAAAUAAAAUUAACUUAAGUUUAA
This is a messenger RNA of Coccinella septempunctata (seven-spotted ladybird), 1229 nucleotides long. RefSeq names its product malate dehydrogenase, mitochondrial (gene Mdh2). The transcript is spliced from 3 exons. NCBI's taxonomy places the organism in Eukaryota, Metazoa, Arthropoda, Insecta, Coleoptera, Coccinellidae. Gene Ontology annotation, cellular component: mitochondrion; cytoplasm. The record is from RefSeq and is a predicted model, not a curated record. Gene Ontology annotation, molecular function: L-malate dehydrogenase (NAD+) activity. The coding region runs from base 101 to 1111 and encodes 336 amino acids. Gene Ontology annotation, biological process: malate metabolic process; tricarboxylic acid cycle.